Molecule: messenger RNA, 2253 nt
Organism: Pimephales promelas (fathead minnow)
Lineage: Eukaryota; Metazoa; Chordata; Actinopteri; Cypriniformes; Leuciscidae
Gene: gabrzb
Product: gamma-aminobutyric acid type A receptor subunit zeta, b
Biological process (GO): monoatomic ion transmembrane transport
Cellular component (GO): membrane
Molecular function (GO): transmembrane signaling receptor activity; extracellular ligand-gated monoatomic ion channel activity
Source: RefSeq, a predicted model, not a curated record
AGCGCGCGCGUGGGAAUCAUUUGCUCUCGCGCGCAGCUUCACGGACGCUUCCUCAUAACACGCGUCCAUAAACCGGAAUAAAGUACUGCUAAUAACUACCUUUAUUUGGAUGUCAAGUGAAGAUCAAUGUCUCCGUCGAACCCGCUACUCAGAUCAUCCUGAUAUUCCCGAGAAAUGCCCGUUUACACACGGUGCCACAGAUCGACUCCAGCGGCCUGAAACUCUCACUCGCUCACCAUGUCCUCCUUCAGCUCUUUAUUUGCCCUGCUCUUCAUCUGCAGGUUUUUGGAGAACUCGCUGCUCAGCGCGGAAGUGAAGGAUGGAGAGAUUCUUCCUCCGACCAUCCAGAAGCUGAUGAAAGGAUACAACAAAUACCUCCGGCCUUUCUUUGACAAUGGUCCUGUCACGGUGGGCAUGAGCUUAGACAUCGCCAGCAUUGACACGAUCUCAGAGAUCAACAUGGAUUACACGGCCACCAUCUUCCUGCGUCAGCGCUGGACGGACGAGAGGCUGGUGUUCGAAGGCAAUAAGAGUCUGAGUCUCGACGGGCGUCUGGUGGAGCUGCUGUGGGUCCCGGACACCUUCAUCGUGGACUCCAAGAAGUCCUUCCUCCACGACAUUACAGUGGAGAACCGACUGAUCCGGAUCUUUCCCAACGGAACGGUCCUCUAUGCCCUCCGGAUCACCACCACUGUGGCCUGUAACAUGGAUCUGACCAAAUAUCCCAUGGACAAACAGACGUGCACCUUACAACUGGAGAGCUGGGGUUAUAAUGUCAAUGACGUGAUGUUUAACUGGGCGCGUGGGAACGAGUCUGUGAGCGGACUGGACACCCUGAGACUGGCCCAGUACACCGUCGAGGACCAUUACACCUCCGCGUCUGAGGCCGUGUACGAGACAGGAAACUAUCCCAGGCUGAUCUUUCAUUUCGAGCUGAAGAGGAGCAUCUUGUACUUCAUCCUGGAAACCUACGUUCCCUCCAGCCUGCUAGUGGUUCUGUCCUGGGUCUCCUUUUGGAUCAGCCAAUCGUCCGUCCCCGCACGCAUUUGCAUAGGCGUGACCACGGUCCUGACGAUGACCACACUGAUGAUGGGCGCCCGCACGUCUCUGCCCAACGCCAACUGCUUCAUCAAGGCCAUCGACGUGUACCUGGGCAUCUGCUUCAGCUUCAUCUUCGGAGCGCUGAUCGAGUACGCCGUGGCCCACUUCUGCACGCUGCACCACCCCGACUGCAACAGCGCACUCAUGUACGGUCAUCACAUGCACGACUGCGAGGAGGAGAUGAACGGCAUGCUCACAACCAUCGCCAGCAACUCCUCACGGGUAAAGAGACGCAAAGACUCGGUGUCGGCGUCCACCGGCGCUGGAGAACCGGGUCUCGGACCCGCCAGCGAAGACAAGACCCCCGAGGGCCCGUCCGAGCCCUUCAGCCGCUGCGCCAAAAACAUGUCCAUCGCGAGGAACAUCCUCAGAUCCGUCAACUGCUGUCACGUGGAAAACCCACAUUACAUAGACAACUACUCCCGCUUAACCUUCCCGCUGUCGUUCGUCUUCGUCAAUCUGCUCUACUGGACCUACUACCUGUACUUUUAACCAUGUUGAGUCAUUUCUGUGUGUGUGUGUGUGUGUGUGAGUGUGCAAGACCAAGAGACUCAGCAGAAAAGGAGACGAGUUAAAGUUAAGAUCUAUCAUUUAACUAUCAUUAUUACAGUAACCAUAUCAUUCGAGCACUUAAAAGCAGACAUUUUUGUUAAAUAUGAUUCGGUAAAUCCCUGAACUGCAAAAAUGCUUUUCCUACUUAGUAUUUUUGUCUUGUUUCCAGUCCGAAAUAUCCAAAAAAUUCAUAAAUCAAAAAUCAUUUACUUGAGUGAAAUGCCACUAGAUAUUAUGUCUUGUUUUCGGGGGAAAUAACUUUUUUAUUUUAUUUUAUUUAUUUAUUUUAGCACAAGAUAAAACAGACAGAUAUUAAAAAAAACAACACAUAUGGAUUGUGUAGGAGAGGCAAGAAACCCCCAAGGGCUUAUAAUAAAGCCUCUCCUUUUGAUUUUUCAGUUCAUAUACAUCAAACUAUCAUAAUAAAUAACAACAAUCAUCACAAUAAUAACAGAACACAUAUACAGAAAUUUUAACAGUCACACAAAUGUUUUUUCAUACUUGACUUAAAUACUGACAAUGAUAAACUAGUUUUUUAACACUUUACAAUAAGGUUCGUUACUACAUUAGUUAAUAUGAACUAAUAAUGAAUAGCACAUA